CCGGCCACCAAGAAAAGGGAGGCGGCUGCCAGGGCUCGGGGAGUGGACUGCUCUCUGGUCGGGACCCAAGGCACCGGCGCCACGAGACAUUGUGUGAGCUAGGCGGGCCGGGCCGCAGACACAGCCGGGGAGGUGCCGGCCUGGGAAGGGCUUUAAAUCCAGCUGCUGGCCGGGUGGGAGAGGCAGAGCUGCAAGCCACCAUGCACAGCUCCUGUGGCCUCUGGGCACUGCUGCUGCCACCACCGCUGCUGCUGCUGCUGCUACUGGUCACCACCAGCCCCUCCACAGCCCUCAAAGAGGACGAAAAACAGCUGAUGGUCCAGCUGCACAAUCUCUACCGUGCCCAAGUGUCCCCGCCCGCCUCAGACAUGCGGCAGAUGCGAUGGGACCCGGAGCUGGCGGCCUUCGCCAAAGCCUACGCCCAGAAGUGCGUGUGGGGCCACAACAAGGAUCGCGGGCGGCGGGGCGAGAACCUGUUCGCCAUCACGGACGAGGGCCUGGACCUGCCGCUGGCCAUGGAGGAGUGGCACCACGAGCGCGAGCACUACAACCUCAGCACCGCGGCCUGCGCUGCGGGCCAGAUGUGCGGCCACUACACUCAGGUGGUCUGGAGCAAGACCGAGAGGAUCGGCUGCGGCUCCCACUUCUGUGAGACGCUGCAGGGGGUCGAGGAGACCAACAUCCACCUGCUGGUGUGCAACUACGAGCCCCCGGGGAACGUGAAAGGGCAGAGGCCCUACCGGGAAGGAACACCGUGCUCCCAGUGUCCGCCGGGUUACAGCUGCCAGAAUGCCCUGUGCGAACCCACCAGAGGCCCGGAAGAGACGCAGGAUUUGACUCCCCAGGUGACUGAGGCCCCAUCUACCGCGGGGGAUGAAGCCUCGGGCCCUGGGAAAAGUCACACUCCUUCCCUAGCAACGGAGAGGCCAGGCUUCUCGGCGCCCGAUGUCUCGGGCUCCGGGGCAACGACGGCCCCGCCCACGGUGGGAACACAGGCCCCACGUCCCUUAGCAACGGAAGAGCCCGCUUUCGUGGCAACAGAGGCUCCGCCUUCCUUGAACUCUGAGGUCCCUAUCGUUUUGGCCACGCCUACCCUGCUUGUCUUGGAGGAUGGCCCAGGGCCCCUCCCCAGGUCCACCCGCGCUUCUGUCCUGAGAGCUGCCGAGGAAGUAGUGAGCAAGACAAGCGCACCCCCCACGAGGCCAGAAGGCUCUGAGCAUCCCACGGGGGAGCCCCUAACCCGUGCCCUGGAGGAGGUGGAGGCGGAGGCCGAGUUACCCCCUUCCAGUGAGUUCUUGGCCUCUGUUUUGCCAGCCCCAAGCCAGGCUGAAGGGGAGGCCGAGUCGCCUCCUCCCAGUGAAGUCUUAGCCUCCAUUUUGCCAGCCCAGGCCAAACUGGGUGAGCAGCAGGCCACGCUGGUCCACCUGGGCCACGCUAAGUCCCUGCCCAGUUUCCCCAGUGACUCUGCCUCCGGCAAUGCCAUGGGUGGGCGGACCCUGGCCCUGAAGUCCUCCUUGCCAGGUGCAGAGGACCCUGAGAAACUUGGCGGGGAGCCCAGCCUCAGCUCGGGACACACGUGGGCCCCCUCCUUGGGACUACUGCUGCUGUCUCUCCCGCUGGGGGCCGGACUCUUCUGAAGAGGCCACCGCUCUACACGAGACCUGGUGGGCAGUCCCAGGCCCCAUGCCUGCCUUGGGUUGCCUUUUCUCCAGUAAGAGGCCACAGCUUCCUGG
Molecule: messenger RNA, 1733 nt
Organism: Cavia porcellus (domestic guinea pig)
Lineage: Eukaryota; Metazoa; Chordata; Mammalia; Rodentia; Caviidae
Gene: Pi16
Product: peptidase inhibitor 16
Exons: 6
Coding region: 201-1637 (478 amino acids)
Cellular component (GO): extracellular region
Source: RefSeq, a predicted model, not a curated record